GGCGGGAGGUGAAGUGACGCUGCGGCCAGAAGAUGGCGGCGACGGAGACUCUUGCUUCGUCAACCACCGCCACGGCGUCGGCCUCGGCCGCGGCGACCGCCACUGCGGCGGCUCUCGGGGAGGUGGAGGAUGAAGGACUCCUGGCAUCGCUGUUCCGGGACCGCUUCCCCGAGGCCCAGUGGCGGGAGCGGCCCGACGUGGGCCGCUACCUCCGGGAGUUGAGCGGCUCCGGGCUGGAGCGGCUGAGGCGCGAGCCCGAGCGCUUGGCGGAGGAGCGGGCGCAGCUGCUGCAGCAGACGCGCGACUUGGCCUUCGCCAAUUAUAAGACCUUCAUCCGCGGCGCCGAGUGCACCGAGCGCAUCCACCGCCUCUUUGGCGACGUGGAGGCGUCGCUCGGCCGCCUGCUCGACCGCUUGCCCAGCUUCCAGCAGAGCUGCAGAAACUUUGUGAAAGAGGCUGAAGAGAUCAGUUCCAACCGCCGGAUGAACACCCUGACCCUAAACCGGCACACAGAAAUCCUGGAAAUCCUGGAGAUCCCCCAGCUCAUGGACACUUGUGUCCGGAACAGCUACUAUGAAGAGGCUCUGGAGCUUGCGGCCUACGUACGCCGACUGGAAAGGAAAUACUCCUCCAUCCCUGUCAUCCAGGGCAUUGUGAAUGAAGUGCGCCAGUCCAUGCAGCUGAUGUUGAGCCAGCUGAUCCAGCAACUGAGGACCAAUAUCCAGCUCCCUGCCUGCCUCCGUGUCAUUGGCUUCCUGCGGCGCAUGGAUAUCUUCACUGAGGCUGAGUUGAGGGUGAAGUUUCUUCAGGCCCGAGAUGCUUGGCUCCGCUCCAUCCUGACUGCCAUCCCCAAUGAUGAUCCCUAUUUCCACAUCACAAAAACCAUUGAGGCUUGCCGUGUCCAUCUGUUUGAUAUCAUCACCCAGUACCGUGCCAUAUUCUCAGAUGAGGACCCAUUGUUGCCGCCUGCCAUGGGUGAGCACACUGUGAACGAGAGCGCCAUCUUCCAUGGCUGGGUGCUACAGAGGGUCUCGCAAUUCCUGCAGGUGCUGGAGACCGACCUUAACCGGGGGAUAGGUGGCCGCCUAGACUCUCUGCUGGGUCAGUGCAUGUACUUUGGGCUGUCCUUCAGCCGGGUGGGGGCUGAUUUCCGGGGCCAGCUGGCUCCUGUUUUCCAGCAGGUGGCCAUCAGCACUUUCCAGAAAGCAAUUCAGGAAGCGGUGGAAAAGUUCCAGGAUGAAAUGAAUUCCUACACCCUCAUCUCCGCUCCAGCCAUCCUGGGCAGCAGUAACCUGCCUGCUGCUGUGCCAGUCACUCAGCCAGGGACCUUGCAGCCACCCAUGGUACUCUUAGAUUUCCCACCCCUUGCCUGCUUCCUGAACAGUAUUCUGGUUGCCUUCAAUGAUCUGCGCCUCUGCUGCCCUGUGGCCCUGGCACAGGAUGUGACUGGGGCCCUGGAGAAUGCCCUUGCCAAGGUAACUAAUAUAAUCCUGGCCUUCCAUCGUGCAGAAGAGGCUGCUUUCAGCAGUGGGGAGCAAGAGCUCUUCAUCCAGUUCUGCACCGUCUUCGUGGAAGACCUUGUUCCAUAUUUAAAUCGCUGUCUCCAAGUCCUUUUUCCACCAGCUCAGAUAGCACAGACCUUAGGCAUCCCUCCCACUCAGCUCUCCAAGUACGGCAACCUUGGGCAUGUGAACAUCGACGUCGUCCAGGAGCCUCUCGCCUUCAUCCUGCCGAAGAGAGAGCUGGUCCUGUGUCUAGACGAAAAGGAGCUGGUGCCCGAGCUCCCAGCUCCAGCACCGGAAGUCCCCCCCGAGGAGUCAGGGCUGGACCCCAGAGGGGAGCAGGUGGUGUGGCAGGCGAGUGGAUGGGCAGCCCGUAUCAUCCAGCAUGAGAUGGACCACUUGCAGGGCUGCCUGUUCAUCGACAAAAUGGACAGCAAGACAUUUACAAACAUCCACUGGAUGGAGGUGAAUGAUUAGUUUUCCUGCUGCACCUGAGGAUUCUGGAAACCAAAACACAAACACCUGGGCUCUGAGCUGGGACUGGCUUGCUUGACGUCAACUUGAUAUCGGCUUGGCUCUGACAGAAAACAAUGGAUUGCCAAACCAAACUGGAGAAAUAUGUUCAAAAUGUUUGCCCUGAAACCGGCCAUGGACAAAAUAACUGCCUCCAACUUGAGAAGAAAAUAAAUGUCUCCAAAGAGAGAACAUUUCCUGAUGAUUUUGUAUGGUAAAACGUGAGGCAAAAUAAAUAACCACUCUUAGUAGACAUGAUUUCAUA
Molecule: messenger RNA, 2280 nt
Organism: Lynx canadensis (Canada lynx)
Lineage: Eukaryota; Metazoa; Chordata; Mammalia; Carnivora; Felidae
Gene: COG8
Product: component of oligomeric golgi complex 8
Exons: 6
Coding region: 33-1979 (648 amino acids)
Biological process (GO): N-terminal protein amino acid modification; intra-Golgi vesicle-mediated transport; peptidyl-methionine modification
Cellular component (GO): mitochondrion; COG complex
Molecular function (GO): peptide deformylase activity
Source: RefSeq, a predicted model, not a curated record